AUGAGUUCGAAGUUGAAAGGAAGCCGACUGGAAGCCGAAGUGGACAAGUGCCGUUCGGAAUGCAACUGGAAACGUCUUGGCGAUCUGCUGCUCUCGAUUCGCAGCAAGAACAGUGGCAUGGAGCACUACGGGGAUCUACUGCAAGCGGAGUACAUCAUCGAAUCGUUUGUCGAUCGCAGUAUGGAACUCGAAAAAGCUGCGAAACUUCUCAGCACUACACUGGAAUCAUCGAUUUCGGAGAAGACCACAGUACAUUUGGAGGCCAAUUUGCUUCUCGCAAAGCUCCAUUAUUACUGCGCAGAGUUUGAGCAAGCUGUCCAGUGUAUCGAGAAAUCUCGAUUAGAAUAUGGCGACACUCCUUUUGAGUCACUGCGCGAUCUUCGUCUCGUUGCUGAAGCUUAUGCCAUCAAAGGUUUAGCAUUUUUAGGAAAAACUUUUGUUCAGAGUACGGUUAAAUCGCGCAUGAGAGCAUUGUUUUGCUUUGAAAAAUCCGCUGAACUUGCAAUAUCAUAUGUUCAGGAACUGGAAAAAUCGAUUAAUUCACAGACCCGAGUAUUUAUGGACUUUCUUCCACACUUUUUCCCUGGAAUUAUUGUAAUUGGUUUUUGGUAUUUCUUCUCCUUAAAUUUCCUGGGUUUAUUUUGUAGUACCACCAGCAAAUUUGCUGCUUAG
Gongylonema pulchrum is the source of this 672-nucleotide messenger RNA. Lineage: Eukaryota; Metazoa; Nematoda; Chromadorea; Rhabditida; Gongylonematidae. The record is from the annotation of a GenBank genome assembly.